AGAAAAUGAAAAGAUGUCUAUAAAAAAUGGGAAAAAAGGACAAGAGAAACGUAUGUUUGAUCCUUCAGAUCUCCCUGAAACAGAUGAUCAAAAUGCGAUUCUUCAACAAGUAGAGUUUUAUUUUUCAGAUUCAAACCUUCCUUUUGAUAAAUUUUUAUGGUCUACAUCUCAAAAGUGCGAUGGAUGGGUAUCUAUUGAUUUAAUAUCAACAUUCAAACGGAUGCGGCGUUUUCGUCCUAUAGAAGCCAUUGUUACUGCUUUACGUACAAGUAAAGAUCUCUUAGAAGUUAGCGAGGAUGGAAAAUAUGUACGACGAAAGACUCCUCUUAUUAAGCCUAAAGAGAGUGAAAAAAAUAGUUAUAUUCAGCGAAGUGUCUAUGUUAAAGGGUUUGGGGAAGAAACGAAAACUACUCAAAUAGAUAUUGAAGAUUUUUUUAAAAAAUAUGGGAAAAUUAAUGUCGUAAGAUUGCGUAGAGAAGAUAAUGGUUCAUUUAAGGGUUCAGUGUUUUGCGAAUUUGCAGAAUUAGAGAUUAAAGAAAAUUUCCUUAAAAUCGAGCCUAAGCCUCAAUAUAAUGGAAAAGACCUUUUGAUUAUGUCAAAACAGGAAUAUAUAGAUAUGAAGUCUGUGAAAUCUCGAGAAAAACCUCCAAAGAAAAAGGCUACAUUUAACGCUUUCAAGGAAAUGGAAUUAAAUAGUAAGCAUUGUGGAAAUAGUAGCGGCAACAAACGGAAAAGAGAUGAUAACUAUUCAAGGUUUCAGGUUAAAGAAGAAAGCAAACAUUGUAGAUUAGAUAGUCAAGAAAACUUGUUUGAAAAAAAUAUCGAAAAGGGUAUUACUUUAAAGACACAAGAAAUAGAAAACAAAUCGUAA
This is a messenger RNA of Pneumocystis murina B123, 871 nucleotides long. RefSeq lists its product as hypothetical. The transcript has 3 exons. The coding region runs from base 14 to 871 and encodes 285 amino acids. Gene Ontology annotation, molecular function: mRNA binding. The record is from RefSeq and is a predicted model, not a curated record. Lineage: Eukaryota; Fungi; Ascomycota; Pneumocystomycetes; Pneumocystales; Pneumocystaceae. Gene Ontology annotation, cellular component: nucleus. Gene Ontology annotation, biological process: RNA processing.